Molecule: messenger RNA, 11258 nt
Organism: Mizuhopecten yessoensis (Yesso scallop)
Lineage: Eukaryota; Metazoa; Mollusca; Bivalvia; Pectinida; Pectinidae
Product: guanine nucleotide-binding protein G(q) subunit alpha
Exons: 8
Coding region: 440-1501 (353 amino acids)
Biological process (GO): adenylate cyclase-modulating G protein-coupled receptor signaling pathway
Cellular component (GO): heterotrimeric G-protein complex
Molecular function (GO): G-protein beta/gamma-subunit complex binding; GTPase activity; G protein-coupled receptor binding
Source: RefSeq, a predicted model, not a curated record
AUUUCGGCUGUUCCGUCAAUUGUGCAGAUGAGCGCAUCGGCACCUAUUCUCGCUGUGUUUGUCAAUUGUAGUACGUAAGGUUAAUUUGUCUUAUGAAAAUAAGUCUUUAUUAAUUUUAUGUGUUAAUUCUAAUAUUCGCAAAUUCGAUUAACCGGAUGUGAGUAUUUAACAGGUGCGCGAAAGUGUGUAGAAAUCGCUACAGUUCUACAGGGCCUUUCACCACACCCAAGGAAAAUAGAAAUACCGGAACGAGACUGGAGAAAUCUUGUGGACUGGCUAGGCCUACCGGUACCAGGAAAAGGUUCUGCUCACAAGAAUCGGUUUUACAAUUUCACAUGUGUUGGUUUAAGGACAUAGCCGACUAAUUAAUUGUCGGUUGGACUAAAAGUCCAGAGGAGAACGGAUAGCAGAGAAAGACUCGCCGAUAUUCACUCUCGUCAUGGCGUGUUGUUUGAGUGAAGAGGCGAAGGAGCAAAAACGGAUAAAUUGCGAAAUAGAAAAGGAACUGAGGAAGGCAAAGAGAGAUGCCAGACGGGAGUUGAAACUUCUGCUUUUAGGAACUGGAGAGUCUGGGAAGAGUACAUUCAUAAAACAGAUGAGAAUUAUCCAUGGAACCGGCUACUCAGAGGAGGACAAGCGCGGCUUCAUCAAGAUCGUCUACCAGAAUAUCUUCAUGGCCAUGCAUUCGAUGAUCCGCGCCAUGGACACCAUCAAGAUCUCGUUUGAAGUUGCAGAUAAUGAGGAGAAUGCGAUCAUGAUUCGACAAGUUGACUACGAGACCGUAACCACACUGGACUCUCAGUCGGUGGAGGCCAUCUUGUCACUGUGGGCCGAUGCGGGGAUACAGGAGUGCUACGACCGGCGGAGAGAGUAUCAGCUCACAGACUCCGCCAAAUAUUACUUAGAUGCAGUGGACAGGAUUGCGGAACCAAACUACCUACCUACAUUGCAAGACAUCUUACGUGUGAGGGUUCCCACGACUGGCAUUAUAGAGUACCCUUUUGAUCUGGACAGUAUAAUAUUUAGAAUGGUGGAUGUAGGUGGCCAGAGGUCUGAACGGCGCAAGUGGAUCCACUGUUUUGAAAAUGUCACGUCCAUCAUGUUUCUUGUAGCCUUAAGUGAAUACGACCAGGUUCUGGUGGAAUCUGAUAAUGAGAAUCGAAUGGAGGAAUCCAAGGCACUGUUUAGGACUAUUAUCACAUACCCCUGGUUCCAGAACUCCUCCGUCAUCCUCUUUCUCAACAAAAAAGACCUACUUGAGGAGAAGAUUAUGCACUCACACCUCGUAGACUAUUUUCCAGAAUUUGAUGGGCAAAAGAAGGACGCCCAGGGGGCUCGCGAGUUUAUAUUACGGAUGUUUGUGGAUUUAAAUCCUGAUCCAGACAAGAUUAUUUAUUCACAUUUUACGUGUGCAACAGAUACGGAGAACAUUAGGUUUGUGUUUGCGGCUGUGAAGGAUACCAUUCUACAGCUAAAUCUAAAGGAAUACAACUUAGUGUGAGCAUGGCCUUUGCCAGCAGGUCAAAGGUCAGGUACGCCCACCUGCAUAGACAGUUCAUUGGUGUACAUUAAUAAGGGGAGGAGACUAUUCUGGUGGCCUUUGACCCCAGUUAGUAACCUCUGACCUCAUCCAAUUACCAUCUCUGACACGUGGCCUUGGCUUGAUCGACAUUUAACACACAUUUGUUACGAGCCGGUCCAUUGGUUGAUUGUGGGCCGGGUGAUCGUCGAGCUGGUGUUGUAACGGCCGGUUUUAUCUUGAACCGGUUUUAUUAACAAUUCAAAAGUCGGUUUAAUUUAAAACGGUUUUAUACAUAUAUAUACAUAUAUAUAUAUAUACACAUUUAAAAGAAAACUGGUUUUCUGGUGGUGUGUGCCUGCUCGGUCUGGCUCAGUGCUGUAUACCAGGUCUAAACAAGGCAAUGUGUCAUGUUUUUGGGAGAUGACAACCAUUGGAGAGAAGCACACGAGGAGCUGAAGGAGUGUAACGGCAUCUGCUAUCUGUGUGGUGGAGCGCCAACACAAUACAAGGUGGCCAUUUUGAAUGCGUGCUAGAAAUUAAAAAAAAAACUUUUUAUUUAAAAAAAACCUGUGAUUGUUGUGACAGUUGUCAACAGUUUAACGCAUCGUCAAGUGACCAGUAUAUAGGACCAGCGGUCAACAGCGUGGCAACCAACACCAACGGACCAGUUAAAACGGGCGAAUCUCGGCGUCGGUCAGUCUUGCAGCAGUUUUCAUGUGGAUGUAUUACCAAUUUCAUUUGUGAGCAGAACAAAUUUUUUAAUGGUUGGAAAGACCUGUACAGCUGUUUUAUGUUAACUCUGGCAGUGUGAUGAGACUCCAGUGGUGGGCUCGUAUUCCACCCUUGUUCAGUUAGACAUCGCAAUUUUUAAACUGGACCUCCAAGAGAGCAUUCAGUACGGAGAGAUUUGGGCAAUAGUUUUUUUUCUAGAUGGACAUCGCCAGUUUGACAGUUUUGAAUACAAAAAAUGUCAUUUUAAUAGCCGACAGCGAUUAGGCAAUUUCGUCUGAUAGGCAGUUUUUGUGUUCAGAAUCAGAAAACUGUUUGGCAGAUUUUACAGUGACCGGUUUGGCUCAACUUUUUCAGUACCACCCUUAGCGUCAGCCAAACGAGCUCUCGGCGGCACUGGCUACGAUAUAGCUACCAUAUAGCUACCAUAUAGCAUCAAUGAAAUGUGUUGUAAGAAUUUUGAGUUUGUGCUAGAACGUCGGGUACAGAAGGAGUUAAAACAUACUGGCUUUAUUCGCUGCUAGAUGAAUGAACACAAACUGCCAUGUUUGAUCCGAGUCGGAUGCCACCUUGAUUGAAGCUCUGUGCCACUUUCGUUCUCCGUUGAUUUCUGAGUGCACAUGCUACUGAUAACUAUUUUGAUUGGAAAUUUUUAUUUCUCAUAGUUUUAUAAAACGGGAACCAAUAACAUUGGAGUAGAAACGUGCGACAAUUAAACAUUGACAACCUGAAUAGAUCAGAGCAGUUGGAGGUGUCCUUAGAUUUACAAGAGGCUUUGGACAGAGACGUGGAUGUCUCCUUGUGUCUCAGGGGGAAUAACUCCUAGGAUGGGGAGACAACUCUGAUAUUACACAACCAUAUGCUGUAACCAUGCUCAUUUUAGUGAAAGUAAUAUUGAUUGUUUUUUUGUUCAUUUUAGUUUUACAUCUCUAAACUUUAUCAAUAGGAUAACUUUCUAAAAGGUGGCAACGCAUGAAUCCCAACUUCCCAGGUUACAGCUGUGAACAUUUUGAUUUUAUUUAAUGAAGGGGGGAGGGGAGAUGAAUUCUCUUACGUGUUGCUUAUCAUUGACAGUAUGUUACAUUUCAAUGUGGAGUGUGUUUACAGUAUAAAUUGGUAGUAUUUCUCCCAAACGGAAGGCUAUGUUACAAACUCCUCUUGUUUAGCUAAGGUCGACCAGCUGACCUCCGUACAGGGACUGGCUGGCCCCUGUAGCCAGAGGGAGCUGGAAUCAGUUGGUGAGUUUCUGUACACUGAUUUGGGCAGCAGUGGGACAGGUGGUAUAAGCAGCGUGUAUCCACUCGGCCUAUCACAAGGUUGAAUGCCUACCGUACACUUUCCAGACUGGAAACGUGUCAUGUCAUUUGUAUGUAAUGGUAUGUGUGUGCAUAUGUAAUUUAUUAACACCUACGACCAAAGCAAAUCAUAGGCAGGUCUCCCUGUGCUUACCCUUAACCCUUUCACCCCUAUGUAACUUUUGUAGACUCUACCAUGCAUUGAUAUGGAUAAGUCCAUUAUGGUCUACAGUGGUGAAAGGAUAAACAAACCAACUCAUUUAUAAUAAUAUCAUUUCUGGGUACCACUUGCUUGGUAAAGAACCAUUUUCACCUGAAAGAUCGCAAGCGAACUAGUGAGAACAGGGUGGCUGUAAUCACAGUGUUGCUAUGAUCACAGGGUUGCUAUGAUCACAAUGUUGCUAUGAUCACAGUGUUGCUAUGAUCACAGGGUUGCUAUGAUCACAGUGUUGCUAUGAUCACAGGGUUGCUAUGAUCACAGUGUUGCAAUGAUCACAGGGUUGCUAUGAUCACAGUGUUGCUAUGAUCACAGUGUUGCUAUGAUCACAGGGUUGCUAUGAUCACAGUGUUGCUAUGAUCACAGGGUUGCUAUGAUCACAGGGUUGCUGUGAUCACAGGGUUGCUAUAAUCACAGGGUUGCUAUGAUCACAGGGUUGGAGGGUAGAGAGGGAGACCUGGCGUUUGUUUGACAAGGCGUGGCUGUGUUCACCACUGUUUAGUUAGGACAGAAUCCUUUAUCCUCUACUACUAUAGAAAACGGACAUUAUUCACCGAUGUCUAGACUUGCUUGGUUCAUGUUUCACUAUGUGCGUCUUGGCUGAGAGAUGGAUAUGAUUUUUUAUAGUUUUUUUUAUAUAUAUAUUUGUUUUGUAUUGCUUGAGACUGAGCUAGGGUGAUGUAGUGUAUAUUUAUAUAUGUGUAUAUAGGUAUACAUAUGUUUAUGUAUACAUGUAUAGACAUAUAAAUUUAGUGUGUGUGUAUGUGUAUAUAUAUAAUUUCAUGGCGACAAGCAAUUUGUCAAUCUCUAAGGCUUCUUGACCUUGAAAAAUAUAUCUGAUAACUUCGUCUCGGUUUUAACAUCAUCUGAUGAUGAAGUACCCUCGCUUAACAUCUGAUUAAAAAAACCAUAUCUGUCAUAUUUGAUUCCAUGUAAUAGUUUUCAAUAAAAUGAGCAAAUGGUUUCAAAGGCAUUAGACUCUGAUGUAAAAGAACAGAAGGAUUGCUGUCCUGGAGGCUGACAUAUUGUGGCGCCCAUAUAUUCAUGAUCUGAAGUAUGUACAGUGUGCGUAUGUGUGCAAGGCUGAGCUCGUGUGCGAACUGUUACAAGUGUGAAAAAGGUCUGUCUGUGCAAUUUAUUAACACACCCCAGUAAGUGGACGAGUCCAAUGUUGGGACAAAGGGAAUCACAAAAGGUGAGCUCUUGUAGCGAGACCAACCCAGAAGGGUCGCCUCGGUGGUGAAGGGAGACAACUCUGUUUACAGUCUUGCUUGUUGGCUCCCACUCUGGUGCGGUAGGGGUGCAGCAUGUACAGACAAGGGGAAUAACUCCUGUUAGAUGAGGGCAGAUCUUACAAAAGUCUCUUUACGCAAUUACUUUAUUAUGUAGUCCCAUAAACGUUUGUAUUGGGACUGCGAUGGACAGGGUUUGAUGAAAAUAAUCGAUUUUUAUUGGAAGACAGAUGUGAAAAUGUGCUGAUCCUAAUAUGUAAGCGUUGGUUGUUUUGCCUAUGUGAUUCAAACAGUAGGUCCUUAUUCGGUCAUUGUUAUGCAAACUUGGGCUGAGUUUGUGGACAUUUUGGUAGAUUUCGUGCAAUUUUAAUUUCACAUACCAUAGAUUGCUUCAGAUAAAGGGAGGUCACUGGGUUCUUUCCUUGAAAAAAAUUAACAUCUUAUUGUAGAAGAAGAGAGGGAAUUUCCCAAACCAGAAUGUUUGCUUGUAAUCUUUUUAUUGUGUUAUUAAAUAGCCACUAAAAAGGUUGACAGCGUUGAAAUGUGCGAUUAUAGAAAUGCCAGGUUUGUUAUAUAGAGCCCUGAUCAGCUGUCCACUACUACGCAACGUCUCAAAACUCACAACAAGCAGGUAGCGCAAAAAACAAAAUUGUCAUGAGUGCUAGGUGUUGAUCACGUGUUUACUGUGUUAUAAGGGUUGUGUUUAACGAGUCUCACAUGGAAACCUUUUUAUUAUUAUUAUUAUUAUAUAUAUAUAUAUAUUACAUAGCACUUACUGAUGUCUGUCUGCCUGUGUCGCCAUAGACAGCGAUACUAUCAAAUUUUCAUUUUAAUUAAAUUUUCAUUUCGCUGCAAUACUACAGCUGUACAGAAAUGAUUACUCAAAUGAAAUCAUUUAAACAAAUUUUGCUCUUCACUUAUUCAACUUUUUAAAGAUACUGAAAAUGUAUGUUGUGUGAUUUCACCAACAUUUCAGUGCUCCACAAGGGAGGGGUAUGACUUGUAGACCGACGUAUUCAAGGUGAACUCCGAUAGAUUGAUGUACAAUGUAUGAAAACAAUAUUGUUCAGUUUUUGGUAUUUUAUAAGUGUUGAUGAUACUGUACAAAAACAGAUGCCCGAGUUGAGACAUAGUGGAAGAUCUGGAGGGGAGUGGCCCACACAAGUCCUUCAACAGCCACACCUUAGACCCGUAGGGGAGUGGCACAAGUCCUUCAACAGCCACACCUAGUUUUCUACAAUUGGUGUACGAUGCAACAUUAUGAUAAUUAUUGAUUUUGGGUCAUUAGAUCAUCACCUUCAAUUCAAAAUACUAAUACAUUUUCUUAAGCUUUGUGAUAAAUCUGUAUAGUGGUUCUGACUGGGUCGUUAUAGAGAGAACAGCUACUCAACAGUUAAAGUUGAUGUAUCAGCUGACGACCUUUAUAUACAAAUCACUCAAGUCAGCAGAAAUAGUUGUGACAGUACUAUUGAUAAGAAAGACUAAAUGAAGAAUGUUUUUUUCCAUGCCACAAAUGUCCCCUUGUUAGUUUAGGUCAGUACUGUUUCAUGUGAUGUCCGAAGUCAGUACUGUUUCAUGUGAUGUCCGAGGUCAGUACUGUUUCAUGUGAUGUCCGAGGUCAGUACUGUUUCAUGUGAUGUCCGAGGUCAGUACUGUUUCAUGUGAUGUCCGAGGUCAGUACUGUUUCAUGUGAUGUCCGAGGUCAGUACUGUUUCAUGUGAUGUCCGAGGUCAGUACUGUUUCAUGUGAUGUCCGAGGUCAGUACUGUUUCAUGUGAUGUCCGAGGUCAGUACUGUUUCAUGUGAUGUCCGAAGUCAGUACUGUUUCAUGUGAUGUCUGACGGGGGAGUCGUUCAAUUCUGGUCAGAAUGGUUUCUAGUUUCAAAUACUACUUUACAUUGCCUGGUCUGCAAAGCAUUGCAGUGGAAUGAGCAAUGAAUUUGGCAUGUCAGAAAACUUAAGGACUAUUUUAUUCUCAAGUCUACAAGUCAAACUUGUUAUAAUAGUAACUUGGUCCCAACAGAAUGGUUAAUUGUGUUGUAACUCAUUCAUCCCUAAAAUUUUAUAUUGAACUACUCCAACCUUAGAAUUGGAAGAGUUUAAAUGUGUCUUUAGGUGUGAAUGAGUUGAAGGAAGUUACAAAGUUGAGUAUAAAGUGAUCUUGGGUAAACACUACUAAGUAGUAGCUUUCUUGUAACUCGCUUAAAUCAUGUCAAACGAUCAAAAAGUCAACUGUAAACACUGAAAACAGGUUUCAGUGUAGGUCUCUUCAAAAUUUUUCCAAAUCAUUGACAAAAUGAUUUUUUUGAUGAAUUUAUAACCAGAACAAGAAAUUAGACUUGAGCACAAAUCCAUACUGGAGCAUGAGAAUGUUUUAGGAAGAAGGACCCUUGAUAUUGUUACAUCAGUAAUUCAGAGUUCUUAAACACUAGUGCAAUGUGAACACAGUUUACGUUGUAAACACUAGUGCAAUGUAAACACAGUUUACGUUGUAAACACUAGUGAAAUGUAAACACAGUUUACGUUGUGGCGUUGCCUGGAAUGGAAAACAGUACUUAGAAUCAUAAGGUAUCUGUUGAUAGUCUUGCCUCUUCCUAUUGAAUAAUGCAUUUAAAAAACAUUUAAUUUUUAAUUAAGAAGAUUUUUAUACAAUCAUGUUGCUUGUAACAAAUUAAUGAUUAUUGAUUGGAGUAUGAUCCUGAUGUACAGGGUUCUUACUGUAUGGAGCUUAAGCUAAAUCAUGUAUUGAUUACAUUGGACAGUGAAAGUGAUUUAGUAAAGACAUAUUUGUUUUACUUCUCAACCUAACAGUAGAUUGAUGGAGGAGUGGGCACAGAGAUGUCUAACAAUGUUAAUUCCUUUAUCUAAAAAAAACCACCCAGUGAUAUUGAGGUUAAUGAUUUUUGAUUGAAAUGGAAUGCAAACGGAAACUUUAUAUUUCUCAAAGUGGUAAUUUCUUGUGUGUUUUAUGGCACUGUGUAGGAUGACGCAGAAAUUUGGUGAAACAGCUGUUAAAACUUUAGGCAUUUUACAUCUCCUUUAUUUGAAUAGAGCCAAUCAUUUGAUGUUUGCUAUUGUCGAUUUGCAGCAGAUAUUGAGUGUUACUUUUAAAUUUCCCUGAAAGUAGUUGUACAUCUGAUCUUGUAAUAAAACACCAAGUCAUAUAUUGUCGGAAAGACGUUCCUGAUUUUGUGUACAAUAAGAAAAUAGAAAAGAAAAAUUAGAUCGGCGAACUUGGUGUAAUACGUACACUAGUUUCAAAUUGAUGCAAAAUUAUGAAAAAUUUGGAAAUGGCAAUAUAUGAAUGCCGAGUCCAAUCACUGGGUGAAUAAUUGGAGAGAUUUUGAUUGGAGCCCAAGACUAGUGACCCUGUAUAACCAAAACUCAUACUGGCCACUCGUAUCGUCACCCUGAUCAAACUUCACAAAGACAUCUCUCGGGUUUACGGUAUAUCAUUACAGACAUCUAACCUAAAUUUAAUGCUAUUCCCAUAAUAGUGUGGGAUUUUUCAAAUGCCGAGGCAGGAGGCCUAGUGUACGACCCAAAGGGAGACAACCCAAUGACACGUAUACUAGGUCUUGUAACCUAAAUUUAAUGUUUUGGCAUAGAAAUAUUGAGAUACACACUUCUGUAAUAGUACUAGGACCCCCUCAUUAUCUAAUAGUCUGUAUCAGGAAUAAGUUCAAAAGCACUUGAGAAUUAUGUGGAAGGUUAGUUUUACUAAAUAUAACAGGUAUCAUGGGGAUAUGAAAUUCAUUGUAGGGAACUAUGAUUGCCUCAGAACUUGAACAGAUGUCAAUACUUUUGGAGAAACUCAUUCACACAUUUUAUCAAGACAUGACUAAAUUUCUUUAUCCUUGACAGUGACGUCACUACGACAUUGUGGCUUGCCAGUGACAUCACUUUUCGGUAAAUAACGUAUAUAUUAUAUUGUUGGCACUAAAGUAAACACGACGUCCUUGUCUCAAAGAUAUCGGGAUGGCAUUUGUUUCUCGUUCAAGUGGGAAGCAAUUUAAAAUCACCUUUUGUUAGUGAUAAUUUAGAUCAUUUAAGUGUAGGUUAUAAUGUCAUUGUCUGUCGAUGUAUGUGAUGUGCUGGCGUCAUAUCCGUCCCGGACAAAGACUUGGUCGUCAUGUGGAGUGCUCUCCCCUUAGGUUGAUCUGUGUUGCCGCCAGUCUUUGUUUUCCCAGUUUAUUUAUAAAACGUUUUAUAUCAGUAUAUAUACAUAUUUAAUAUGAAUUUUAUUAUGUAACAUAAAUUACAGCAAGUUUUUCUGGACCUAUAUUGUCCUACCUACCGACAAAAUGAACUGAUCCAAUCAGACAUGUGUAUUCAGGAGGCUAGGGAGUGGGACCCAUAACACACUUUGGCAAGCAGAGCUGGGGAAGAAGGGUUAUUUACUUUUAAUUUCAUUUUAGAUUCUUGAUGCCAUUUCUUCCCCAAUCAGAUGCAGGUAAUUGGGGAUCAGUGUGGAUUACCAACAGGUUUAAGGAUCAUGGAUAGUUGAAAAACUCGGUGCAUUUUGUUUGAAACGAUACUACAAUAUUAUGUUGUGUUAUGUAUUACUAUGGUUACCGAAUCCUCCGUUAAAACCACUUCUGCAGUCUUGAUGUGGGGUUCAGUUUGAGGUCUGUUAAAUUAGCAUUGGACCUUAUCUCAACCUUUAAAUAAAUCCCAUCGUUUCUCCCCUCGGCAGCCUGAAUAUUCUGUCUUUUGGUUCAGUUUAGCGUGUAGUAGUUGUGGGAACAUUUGUAGAAUGUGAUUUGUAUAAUGUUUGCCAUGGAUACCAGAUUGAAUGUGCUUAAGCUUACUGUUGACUUUUCACCAACUAAAUGUGACGGUGGGCUAGACAGUGAUUUGGGGCCAAUCACAGGGUUAGUCAUGUGACCCAUCUUCUGACCAAUCGUAUUAUCAAACUCUCAUGACAAUGAGAACAUCAUGUUGUUAAAUACUUUCAGUCUUCGUUUGUGCCAAUUAACCUGAUAGUUUACCUAUUGACCUUUAAAAUUGUAAGGAAAUUGGGAAAAACCCUGCAGAGGUAUUCUCUUUGUAGCCCUAAUAGGUGAGGUCUUUGCCAAGGAAUGUUGCAAAAACAUUACUAAAAAUGUUAGCAUGAAUAAAUUUUGAACUGAAAAAAGGCUAAGUGGUCCCUCUGUCGUUAACUGGACCAAUUUGGAAGGUUAUUUUUUUUAAAUUAAAAAAUUGGAAUUACACAAAAAACACCAGAUGACAGUGAAUGACCCCAUGGUAACCCUUGUUCAAAAUAAGAAAUUUAACUCGUUCACCCCUGUAAUUUCAUAAUGAACUAUACCAACUUUUGAACUCGAAGAGCUCAAAUGUGUCUUAAGGGGUGAAUGAGUUAAAGCAUCACCCAACUUAUCCAGUUUUAUUCUGUAGUCCGUGAUAGCUGGGAGGUCUAUGAUUGACCUGUGUCACUGAUACACGGAAGAACUGUAGCUGUAUUGUCCCUGGUCACAGUGACUCGGGGGUAAGCUGUAUUGUCCCUGGUCACAGUGACUCGGGGGUAAUCUGUAAUGUCCCUGGUCACAGUGACUCGGGGGUAAGAUGUAAUGUCCCUGGUCCCAGUGACUCGGGGGUAAGCUGUAAUGUCCCUUGUCACAGUGACUCGGGGGUAAGAUGUAAUGUCCCUGGUCACAGUGACUCGGGGGUAAGCUGUAAUGUCCCUUGUCACAGUGACUCGGGGGUAAGCUGUAAUGUCCCUGGUCACAGUGACUCGGGGGUAAGCUGUAACAUAAGAGUCUGGAUCUGAUCUGAAAUUAUUGGCCGUGCCUAUAUGUCGACGUACUGAAGCAGUUUUUACCUUGGCAAAUAUGCCUCUUACCGUUGCUUACUGGAUAUCUGAUCGGUAACCAAUGACAGCUUCUGCAUUACGACCCAUCAGACACCCAUUGUUUGUGUGUGAAUCGGGGAGAUGUUGAAGGUUAAACUGUAAUUUUUGUUUUGAAAUAUUUCUAAACUUGCGUAUCUCUGACUGAGUGAGAGUUGUCAAAUUACGAAUUGGCGUGCAAUAUUUAUGUCAAUAUUUUUUUUGUUGAAGUUGGAAUUUGGAUUAUUAUUAUUGAUUAUUAUUAAUAUUCUAUGUAGAGAAACUUGAUUUGUAGUUUACCUGGUUUGAAAGGAAGGACAGCCUCCUAGCACUGUUUCAUGCGGUUUCUGUUUUCUGGAAGUGGCAACUGUCGGUAUCGGAACUCUUCUGGGAUCACGUCAUGUCAAAGUAAAACAAUAAAACCUGAAUGUCGUAUA